AUGACGACGACGAUCUCUCAGCAUGAUUUUGUUGGCGAUGGAGAUUCCGAAACUUCCAUUUCUGUAACUGUUAUUGAGAAUAUGAAGGAAGAGUACGGCUUGUUUGUUUGGCCUUGUAGCGUUAUCCUCGCUGAGUAUGUUUGGCAACACAGAUCUCGAUUCCGCGACUCUACGAUUCUCGAGCUAGGAGCUGGGACUUCAUUGCCUGGUUUAGUAGCUGCAAAAGUUGGGGCUAAUGUAACACUUACGGAUGCUUCAAGUAAAGCAGAGGUUUUGGAGAAUAUGAGAAACGUUUGUGAGCUAAACAAGCUCUGCUGUAAUGUGAUGGGUCUAACUUGGGGAAUGUGGGAUGCAUCGAUAUUUGAUUUGCGGCCUAAUAACAUUAUACUUGGUGCUGAUGUUUUAUAUGAUUCAAGUGCGUUUGAUGAUCUCUUUGCGACCGUCUCGUUUCUGCUCCAAAGCUCUCCAGAUGCAGUUUUCAUCACUACGUAUCAUAACAGGAGUGGGCAUCAUCUAAUCGAGUUCUUGAUGGUGAAAUGGGGUCUAAAGUGCGUUAAAAUUCUCGAUGGCUUCUCAUUCUUGCCACCUCGCAAGGCAUCUGCACUCAGCGGCAACAUUCAAUUGGUUGAAAUCGUAUUGAAUUCAGCUUAUGAAACAAGAUCACAAGAAACCUAA
Molecule: messenger RNA, 675 nt
Organism: Microthlaspi erraticum
Lineage: Eukaryota; Viridiplantae; Streptophyta; Magnoliopsida; Brassicales; Brassicaceae
Source: the annotation of a GenBank genome assembly